UAGAAUUACAAUGUUGGCAGCACCAUUCACGAAUCACGAAAGCUGCACACACGAAUAGGGCACGAGUAACAUGCACCGUACUGAAAGGAAGACAUAAGACGUUUAAUUGAAAAUUUUGCGGAUAAUCUCAGUUGCUUCAGAGGGACCAAUCUCCCCACAAAUGUUUUAUUAGAGACUACACUAAAGGUUAGACAACAUAAACUUUUGAAACCACUAUGCUUUCUUCGGCUGGGAUAUGUGCUGCCACCUGUAGAGCUGUCAUUCUCAAGAAGAAAGUGCCAGUUUCAGUCUGUCUUAGUUCCAGGACGUUAGCUGUCGCUGCCCGCCCAUUAAAAAUGUCAGGCAAACUUACUGAAGAGGAUCGUGAGAAGACCCUGAAACCUUUGCUUGGCAGUGGUUGGAGCGUUGUUGAGGGCCGUGAUGCUAUUUACAAGGAAUAUUUAUUUAAAAAUUUCAACCAGGCUUUUGGAUUCAUGACACGUGUUGCAUUAACAGCUGAGAAAAUGGAUCAUCAUCCAGAAUGGUUUAAUGUUUACAACAAAGUACAAAUUACACUCUCUUCACAUGAUGUGAAUGGACUUAGUGGUCGUGAUAUUAAAUUAGCUAAUUUUAUUGAGAAAGCAGCAGCAUCAGUUUCAGAAUAAUAGCUUCUUUCCUUGCGUAUUUUUGCUAAUGUAUGCUGAAAUGUAGUUUAUGGACAAUAAAAAUGGCAUGUCUGUUAAGUUAUUUUGUAUCCUAUUUAAUUUAUAUACUUUAAUGCAUUAGAAAAUUAUAAUUACAUAGUGUACAGGGCUACUUUAAUUUCUCUUAUUUUAAAUAGUUAUUUUCUAAUCAAUUUUGUGAUCAGAAAUUCUGCAGUGAUCUUUGUACUGAAGUAAACAUUCUUGAAGAUAAGUUACUCCUAGAGAAAGUCGAUAAAAAAGAAAUUAAAUGAAAUAACUGUCAAAAACUGAAAUGUACAUCAAAUUUAUACCAAGGAAAUGUAUGCACAUUUGUCAAAAUGCUUAUGUAAAAUUGUUUUGACAAUUUUGACAAUCUUGACAAAAUUGAUAAAGCAGACUAACCAGUAAUUUUUUAGUUGUUAGUUUUCAAUUAUUUAUUGAAAGCAGAAGUUUCAUUUUAAUUCAUAUCUACUAUAUAUUCUUUAAGUGUAUAUAAAAAUAACUAAUACCUCAACAUUCCAAACUUCCUCAAAUUAUUUGUCAUGCAAAACUGUUUGCAACUCAUAUCCUUCAGAAUUUUUUGCUAUCUCUUACAGAUCUCCAAACUACUCAAAUGACAACACAAAUGGCCAUUUCUCCAUUUUAACACACUCAACCUUAUCAGUGUAAGGGCAGAUGUUCUUUAAUUUGUCUCUGAGUCUGCACCUGAAACAACUAAAACAGCAAUAACAAAAUUAGUUCUUGUGGUAACAAUGCUUCAAGACUUUUCCCGCUUAAUUUCUGUAGCUUUGUCAUGCACAAAUUUACAUUUUCUAUAAAAUUCAUGAACUGCACGCAAUAUGUAAGACAAUAUUUAGAGAACUUUUAAAUAAAUACAUUGUGUUCUUUUUUAGUAAUGUAGCAAAUUUUGAUAGCCUAGUUUAGAAAGAAUGAAAGUAGUGGUGCUACAGAAUGGCACAGACAUUCCUAUAUUAGU
Molecule: messenger RNA, 1638 nt
Organism: Gryllus bimaculatus (two-spotted cricket)
Lineage: Eukaryota; Metazoa; Arthropoda; Insecta; Orthoptera; Gryllidae
Source: the annotation of a GenBank genome assembly